This is a messenger RNA of Empidonax traillii (willow flycatcher), 2792 nucleotides long. RefSeq names its product calpain 13 (gene CAPN13). Gene Ontology annotation, cellular component: cytoplasm. The transcript has 23 exons. Bases 166 to 2277 code for a protein of 703 amino acids. The record is from RefSeq and is a predicted model, not a curated record. Gene Ontology annotation, molecular function: calcium-dependent cysteine-type endopeptidase activity; calcium ion binding. NCBI's taxonomy places the organism in Eukaryota, Metazoa, Chordata, Aves, Passeriformes, Tyrannidae. Gene Ontology annotation, biological process: proteolysis.
CCUUGAAGACCAAAGGGAAAUUUGGACUGAGCAAAGCAAGCAUCUCAAUAGCUUUUGAGGGUUGAGGGUUCCACUGACACUUAGGAUAGCCAGUAAUCCAAAGGCUCAUUACUGCACAUAAAUCCCUCAGCCUUCUGGGUUUCCUCCUCUGGAGCCACUGUGAAAAUGGACACAUCAAUACAGCCUUCUGCAGAAAAGCUGACAAUCUCAAAAUGGGUUCAUGCUGCAAUAACUGAAAUCUCCUGCCAGGAAAGGGGCACAAUGCUCGCCCCCAGCUCCACUUUGAUGCCAGAGCAGGGCUGGCAAACCACAGGAGCAAAGGGAAGUCUCCAGAACCUGAAGAGGUUUAAUAGCCAGGACUUCAACAACCUACGAACCUUGUGUCUGAGCCGGGGGCUGCUCUUUGAGGAUGACACCUUCCCCGCUCACAUCAGCUCCAUCGGUCCCAACCUGCUCCCAGAGGAUAAGUUGAGGCGAAUACAGUGGAGGAGGCCAACUGAGCUUCAGAGAAAUCCUCAUUUGAUCAUGGAUGGAGUUAGCAGAUUUGAUAUCAUGCAAGGAGAAAUAGGUGACUGCUGGAUGCUGGCUGCCCUGGGCUCCCUGACACUGCGCAAACAAUUUUUGGAAAAUGUUUUACCAAAGGACCAAGGAUUCCAGGAUGAUUAUGCUGGGAUUUUUCAUUUCCGGUUCUGGCAAUAUGGAGACUGGGUGGAUGUAGUGAUAGAUGACCGACUGCCAAUCCUAAAUGGAAGAUACCUGUCUGUUCACCCUCGAACUUCAAAUGAAUUCUGGCCAUCCUUGCUGGAAAAAGCAUAUGCCAAGCUGCGGGGCUCCUACCAAAACUUGAAUGGAGGAUACCUUUCUGAUGCUUUAGUAGACCUCACAGGUGGAGUUCAAGUGCAGUUUUCAUUGAAGGAUCCACCUCCUGAUCUGGAGGAGAUACUGAAAGCAGCUGACAAAUCUCGGUGUCUCAUGGGGUGUAGCACCCCAGGCCAUCCAAAGAGGAACAUAGAGCUGAGGAAUGGGAUUGUACAGGGUCAUGCCUACACUAUCACAGGAGCUGUGAAGAUCCGCUACAAGAACGUCUGGAAACAUAUCAUCAGGAUCUGGAAUCCAUGGGGCCAUGGGGAAUGGAAGGGGCCCUGGAGUGAUGACUCUCCUCAGUGGGACCAUGUUGAGCCUAAAUACCGAGAAGCCCUCCUCAGAAAUAAGGAUGAUGGAGAAUUCUGGAUGUCCUGUGAAAACUUCCAAGAGCAGUUUUCAUGGCUAUAUAUAUGUAACAAUACCCCAACAUUUCUGGACUUCGGAGAUCAGCACUGCACAACAUGGUCUCUGGAAAAGCAUGUCAACCUGUGGAGUCCAGACCCUGCCACAAGAAGGAACUACUAUUCCUCAGGUGCAGUUUCAACAAACCCUCGAUAUUUUUUCAAAGUGCCAGAUUAUGACCCCCAAACCUAUAAUGUAGUAAUUUCACUCAUGCAAAAACACCCUGAGCAUACACAGGAUGCAAAAAACCUGAAGAUUGGCUUUUUCAUCACCAUGGAGAACUCCAAAGUUCUGAAACAAGUUUUUUCUCCGAUUCGAGAUGUGACCAACUACUUUAUCUUGAGCCCAGGAACCUAUGCCGUUGUUCCUGCUACAACAGAGGACCAAGAAUUUGAAUUUCUCUUGCGAAUUUUCAUAAAGAAUCGAGACUACAAAGAGAACUCAAGCUCCCCGACCAGCCCAGUGCUGCCUAUGGAUGCACUGACACUGAACCAGGACAGCUCGUAUAAGGCUCUUUUCCUAAGAUAUGCUAUGCAGGGCUCAACUAUUGACGCCUCACAGCUGCAACAACUGCUUAAUGAAGUGAUCCUGCAAGAUGAAAUGACCAGCCUGGGAGGAAGAUUCAGCUUCGAUUCGUGCAGAGGCAUUUUAGCUCUGAUGGAUCUCAACUCGAACGGACAUCUCACACUGCAGGAGUUCGGGAGCCUCUGGCGAAGUCUCACUAAGUACAUGGAUAUCUUCAGGAAGGAAGACAGAAACCAUUCUGGAUUCCUUGAUGUUGCUGAACUGAAGAGUGCGAUACAGACAGCAGGCCUGGCCACUAACAACCAGCUCCUGCGUCUGCUGGUCUUGCGGUAUGGCGAUGCUGCGGGGAGAAUGGGCUUCUCUGACUUUGUGUGCUGCAUGCUGCGCCUCGAAACCAUGACCUAUGCAUUUCAAAACUUAGCAGAGGGCGGAUCACAAAUUUCGAUGACAGCAAUUGAGUGGCUGACUCUUGUCAUGUACACCUAAAGGAAUGUCAGAGUUCACGGUGGCUUCUCUGCUCCCUCACUGAACAGUGCCCAAGGCCAUCCCAUACAAAAGCCAUCCAUGGGGUUCUUGAAAAACCGCUGUGAAGGAGUGAAGCCGUGGACAUAUUUGGUUACACUGGAUAGUACUCAGAUGCUGGGAUAAAGAGUCUUUUUCAGGCAAACUGGAGUUGCAUUGCAGAGAGAAGAGGAGCUAAUCAGAGUGAUCUCUGGGCAUGCUGGUAGUGCUUGGUCGUCUGGGCAAGCAAUCUCCUCUCAUCUUCCUGUAAAUAGUACAGCUGGUUCUCCUGAUCAGGAGAACCUGCACAGAAGUCAGGAACAGCUCCACUAACUCAACUGCAAAUAAGAAUACAACCACGCCCUCUGCGUGGAAGGGCUGCGUAUUGUGUAGGUUACAAAAACAAUUCAGAUAAAGUUUUAUUUGAAUUAUUUCUUAAUUUUCUAGUGAGCCAUUUCUAAAUGCCAGAAAAAGAUUGAAGAAAUUAGUCAUAAUUCAUA